Molecule: messenger RNA, 6629 nt
Organism: Paramecium sonneborni
Lineage: Eukaryota; Ciliophora; Oligohymenophorea; Peniculida; Parameciidae
Source: the annotation of a GenBank genome assembly
AUGCUAAUAAUAUUAUUACUACUUCACUUAGGAAAUUGUGGGUAUGUUAUUAAAAGAUAACAAAUAGACACAUAUCUAGCUGGGAUGUAUAAUUAGAUUAUACAAAUGCAGGAUAUGCAAGUCGUUUUACAAUUCCAUUCAAAUUAAGUAAUCCAUUACCAAAUUUUGGGUACCUGAGGAUGAAAUUCCCAUUUGCACUUCAUUAUACAAACACAAACAAUGUACCUGAUAAUGUUAUUGUAACAUUUAAAUAAGUAUUUUGAUGAAAAGAUAUUAUAGGCUAAAGGAAACUACUAAUGCGGAGAGGAAUAUGAGUAGAGUGCAUAAGUAUUUGUAAAUAAUGGAGAGAAUAAUGCUUACUAUAUAAAAUUUGGUAUUGAAUUAACAUCAAAUGAAUACUAUUAUGUGAAUAUACAUAUUAGUGGCAAGAAUCUUAAUAUCCAGUCAUCUGGAGUAAAAGAACCAAUUUAAUUGGCUACAGUUACAUCUAUAUCUGCCAUUGCAAUGAUUAUCGAUUAUACUCCUGUUGGUGGAAUCUUUGCUUUGGAUCUAGAACCAAGUUCUGAUAUGAGAUGUUCAAUUAGUGAGACAAUCAAUACUAUGAACUAAUUAUAUAAUGUGACUGUAGGGGUUUAAUUCAAGAAGUAGAUGAAUGAAGGUGCUAGAGUAUAACUCAUCUUUAAUUCUGAUUUUAAUUUUGAAGGAUCUUGUACUUUAUAAAAUGACAUUCCUUAUCAAUGUACUUUAGCAUCGAACAUGAUUGUUUACUUAAUCAAAUAAUACAUAUUAGUCAAUGAUUGGCUAUACUUUUAAGUUACUGUAAGAAAUCCUUUGAGAGUAACUCUUCCUACUUCUCUAGAAAUAAGAUCCCUUUAACAAUAUGCUAAUACUAUUAAUGAAAGAACUGUAUCUCAACCUGUAUUCUAAGUCAAAUAAGUUUUCUUAUCUACACAUAAAUUAUACUUGGGUUGGGGUUUAGAAUAUUCAUCUAGAUCAUCUUAUUAUUAUCCUUUCCCAAUUAUUGUUUUUAGGGGAGAUGUUGCUGGUAAAUAUACUCCUUAUAAUGCAUUUAAAUGGUAAUUUGCUAUGGCCACAGAUUUACCUGAAGACAUUCAAUUAUAAAUUGAAGUUUCAACUCCUAUGAAAUUUAAAAGUUAUUUGAUGAGUAUUAGUCACAAUCUUCCCUCUUAUCCUGGAAAAUAAAGUCAAUGUGUUUUUACCAAUAUCAAUAGACUCUCUCAAUCCAAAAUUGUUUGUUACAAUGUAGGCUAAUUAUAUUUGUCUACCACUUAUUAUAUUGGAUGUAGAGCAACCUUUCCAUAUGAUUAAUUUAACCUACCUUUAGAAUAAAAGUUUGGAUCUAUGAAUAUAUACACUGUCACUAAUGGAAUUAAAGAUACUCUAUCUGUCAUUGUUGAGUAUUAUUAAUUAUCUAUAAUAGAUCUAAUCCAGUUGAAUAUAUAUAAACCAAUAAUAAUCCUGAUUGGCUCAAUCCUUCAUAUGAUGGUACUGUAGUAUCUAGUUAGAAAAUGGAUGUCACAAUUCUUAAUGAUCCACUUACAAACACACUUGGUAUUAUACCUAAUUUAGAUGAUGGAGAUAUCGAAUUAAUUAGAUUAAAAUUCAAUCUUGCCAUUAAAAUUGAUAAAAUUAUCACUCCAGCAACAACUCCAGUCCUUGGAACUUAGAAAAUAGCUUAUAGUGCUGGUAUAAUUAUCAUUGCUAAUAAUAACAUUUAAAUGUCAUCUACAGAUCCAGCUAAUCUUGAAUGUGCAAGUCUUACUGCUUCAUAAUUUUUCAAAUAUGAUUACAAAUCCUCUAAUUUAGCUAAUUUUUUAGCUAUUACAGUUGCAAGUUCAGAUGCUCAAGGUCUCUUAAAUAUGUUUGUUUACAAUACAAAUGAAUUGUAAACAAAAUUUUUAUAAUUUGCAAUAAGUAAUUUACAAGCAAAAUUUCAUUCUUCAUUGUAUGCUGAUGAACAUUUGCUUGAUUUUUAUAUUGGAUCAUUUGAUUAGAUUGAAAGUACUUAUCCUAUUUUCAAAUAAUCUUUUUUAACAAAUGCUUACACAAUAACUUCUCCUGCUCCAUCAUACAUUAGAUUAGGAAUAGUUAACUAUUUUUCAAGUUCUUCUUCUGGAAACACUUGUGAUUACUUUCCAACAUUGAUUAGAUUAUCUGGGUACUUUUAAGAUACUGAUGUAGAAAAUGCUCAAACUAAGAUUUCACUAUUUUUUACAAAUCUUUAACCAAUAUACAUAUCAUCAGACUUUGAAAAUGAUAAUAGAGUGUAUUGCAAAUAUACAGGUUAAACUUAACCAACUUGUUCAUAUUUUUCAUCAGGUUUAUUAGGGAAUGGAUAAUCCUAUCUAAAUUAUGAAAGAUUAGAUAUAGAAUUUGAAUCAUUAGCAACUAAUCAAGCAGAUGCAUUUUAAUUAUUGAUACCUGUAAAAACAUUUGCAUCUAAUCCAAAAGUUAGUUUUUUUCUAGCAGCUGUUGUUGACAUAAAUGGAUUAAUUGAAAUAAGAACAUCCUUCAGAUUAACUGGUCAUGAUAAUAUCAACAGUAAAUAAUAUACAUUUCCAGUUGGAGUACCAGCAUUAGGUAAUGGAUUUGCAAGAGCUGGAAUCACUACUGCAUCAGAUUAGUUUGGGAAUCCAGCACCAUACUAAUUAUAAGUUAGUUCUGCUUUAACUGUAGGUAAAAAUAAUACCGAUUUGACUUUCUUUAUUGGUCACAAUGAUGUUAGUUUUGUAAAUAUAAAUACUGUUGCAAAUGAUAAUUAAAAUGGUGGUGGAUUUACUUUAGUUUCUACUUCACCAUUUUACACUAGUGAUUCAAUAAUAAAAUCACCAAUAUCUGUGGAUUCAUCUAAAGUCUCUGGAUGUGUUACAUUUGAAUAUUUAACUAAGUUUGUUAUAUUUUGUCCAACAGAUAAGGCUAGUGAUUCUCCAUUAACAACAUUAACAAUUAAAGCAGGAAAUCUACCAUUCAAUAAUGGUGAUAAAUUACCAUACAGAACUGUCUAUGCAUGGAGUGAUAAAGUAAAUGGUCUUGGUAUUUUCAGAGUAGAUUCUGAUACUUUGAUUACUCUUAAAGGUGUAGUCAAAAUAUUAUAAGUUUGGCCAAAAUUAGAAAUAGGACAAAAAUAAUAGAGAGUUCAAAUUAGAUUUUAUACUACAAACCCAAUUCCUAAUUAAGCAACUAUUAGAUUAGAAUUUCUUGAUGCAUCUUCAAUUAAAUUUGAUGCUAUUAAUAAAGGAUCUAGAUGUUUAAUAGAAACUGCUCUUUAUGGAAUUUUAAGUCACACUUGUACAGUCUCUAGGUCUACGUCUGGUGCAUAAGUACACUUUUUAUUUAAAAUAACUAAUUGCGAUAGUUGUCCAUGGACUAAUGGAUAAUUUAUACUUAAUUUUUGGGGAUUGAAUAGUUAAUAUUCAGGAACUGUUUCAAAGUCUUCAUUUGAUAUAAGAAUUAUGUCAGAGUAUUUGAAUACUAUAGAUUUAUCUAAAGUUUAAGGAGCUAUUGAUUAUGAUGACAAUCCAGAUGUAAAAUAUGAGGCAUUCUUUGGGAAUCCCAAAUUCUAAUUUUAUAAUAGAAGAGCAAAAGGAUAAAUUAGUGUAGAUUUCUAGUUUACUCGUAGUAUAUGGAAGUAAGAAUAUGUAUUGAUUAACAUUGGUGGAUUUUUUGAUGAUAAUUAAAGAAAUAAAAAUAAUAUAAUUUGUUAGGUAUAAUAAUUAGGAUAACCAUCAUAUCUAUUUGGACAAUCAGAUUAUACUCUAGAUAGAGGUAGUUCAGUAAGUGGAAUAAAAUUAUAUCCAAUUGAUGAUAUAAUAGGAUCAUAGAUUUUUACAUUAAAAUGUUAUGGGAUGGUUAUACCAUUUAGUUUAAAUCCAGAACCUAUGAUUGCUAGUCUUAUUUUAUAAGGAACAUUUCUAAUUAUAUAAUCAUCAGGCACUAUAUCUUUGGACUCAUUAUAUGAAGAAACUAUUUUGCCUAUCAAAAAUAUUCAAUUAACUUAAAAAUUAAAUAAUUUAUGUGGAUCAACAACUGACUUUUUUAUUAAUGUUACAACUACUUUAAUUGAUGUUAAAUUGGGUACAUCUAUAUUUGUUGUAUUCCCAACUACUUAUCCAUUCAUUGUUUCAAGUAACCUCACUUAUUGUUCUUUAAAUAGUUUAUUUGUGGCCUGUUCUGUAGAUGUAGAAAAUACAGUGAUAUUAGAAAACUUUGAUAUUUCAAUACCAAAAGGUUAAGAAAUGUAAAUCAGAAUUUAUGGAGCUUAAAAUUCAGCUAUUUUUAAUGAUUAAGCAAAUGAAAUCUUUGUAGCUUUCACUAAUAAUAUAGAUACUACAGUAUUAGGAGAAUAUGGAGUUAUUUAUGAUUAUAUUGGGUAAGAUAUGGUCACAACUCCUCCAAUAAAUAUAUUAACUUUAUGGAUUGAUACAACUCAAUAAUAUAUAAGAUCUUUUAGUACAAUUACUUUUAAGGUUACAUUUCCUCCAGGAGCUAUUGAAGUUUCUAAUUUAAUUUAAAUAGAAUUUCCACCUGCUUGGGAUAUGAUUAUAAAUUAUAAGUUACCAAUUUGUUCACUUUAUGAUCAGAAUAAUAUUACUAAUUAUGCAAAAUCUUGUAUUAAUUUUGGAAAUAGAGUAACCAUUACAAUAAAAUAAAGUGAUUACAUAGGCUCAUAAUAUUAUUAUUUGAUAUUAGCUAAUGUGCGUAAUCCUGAUUAUGCUGUUUGUGGAAUAAAUAUGUGGACACUUACAGUUCUGAAUUCAACUUAUGUAUUUGGUAGAUCACAUGCCCCUAAUUUUAAUAUCCCAAUUUUCCCAUUUAUUUCAAAUCCAAAUUAAGUUACACUUAAAUGGAUAGAUAUGAAUACUAAGUAAAGUAUUCGAACUUUGUAGGUGAAAACAGGCAUUUUUAAUCAAGUGAUAGGAUUAGCAUCUGAUGCAGGUUUAUUUUUGCGUACCUUCUAAAUUUAUAGUGAUAAUCCUUAUUUUACUGCUAACCCUACUAAUACAAUUGCUCCUAUGGGAUAAGCAUAUACAACAUUUACAAUUGCAGGUACAAGUAAAGCUCCAUAAGGAUUAUAAUUAAUUGAAUUUGCAAAAACAGAUGAUUUUGAAAAACAUACAUAAUUACCUUUCCUUAGAGUAUUCCUUUCAUAAACCUUCUGCACUUUAAACACUGAAAUGACACUAUAUCAACUAACUCUAGGAGGUUAAGCACUUCCAAUUUUAUUCAAUCUCACAGAUUGUUAACCUGCAGCUAAUCUUCGUAUUGAAGCUACCUCUGAUACAGAUAAGAUUUAUUUUAAAAGUAAAUCAUCCAUUACUUUUGGACUCAAUCAAAAAGUUGGUGCCUUUCUUUUUGCAUCUGAAGAUAGUGGUAUUAGUGUUGGUGAUUCAGGAUUAAUCUCAUUUUAAGUUUCUGGUUCAUACUAAAAAUAUUAUACUACAGUAAAUCCUAUCAGUUAUAGAAUUAUUGAUAUUAAUAAAAAAAGACCACUCUCAAAUCUCUAUAGUAUAGAUAGAGGUUCUAACUAUGUUAAAUUUUUAGUAACUUGUAAUCAAUAUGCUGUUGUAUAUUAUUAUAUUUCAAUCAAUGGAUCUGAAAUUUUAUAUCCAGAAGAAAUCCAAUAAAAAACAUUUCUAUGGAUAGAACCAUCUAUUGAUGAUUAUUAUCAUUAAUUCUUUGGUUUAAAAAAUAUAUUUAUUCCGUUUAAAAAUUAUACAGUAGUUGUAAGUGGACUUAGACCAUCUACUACUUAUAAUAUAACAACUGUAUGCAAAAAUGUUGAAACAAAGUUUAGUACUGCUUAAACAAUAUUACAAACAACAAAAUCUAAUAAUGGAAAGUCCUUUUAUAUUGAUCUUAUUUUUGAUAGUGAAAUUGACUUAGAAUUUUCCAUUAGUAUUACUUGUUUCUUAACACAACAAUUUAAAGUUCCAGCAAGACUUAUUCGUAAUUCUAUUAAUAGUUGGUGUUCAUUAUAAAGAAGACGUCUAUUAAGCAAUACAACUAAUGUUUAUAGUGAAAAAAAUGUGAGAAUGUAUGUCAGUUUAAUUGACUUUGAACUACAAGAUACAGUUACAGCUUCUUUAUUAGCUAAAGGAAUAAAUAAAACAUAAUUUAUAGCUGAUUUAUUUGAAUAAGUUGCAGGAUUACCCAAUUUAGUUAAGUUAUCUGAUUUAACAGCCAUCUCAACAACUGUUCCAAUAUUCUAAUAAGAAGUUGUUGUUAAUAUUACUAAUAAUUCAAUCCUUUUAUAAAAUAUCUCUUUAGAUCAAGAAGGUUUUGUAUAUUGUAUGAUUGAUUUCAAUAAUAGAACAAAAAUGCCCACCUUUUAUGAUUUGAGAUAAGGUAAUGCUUUAAGGAAACCAGAAAAUGCUACAUAUUAUGAAAGAUAAAGAUUUAAUAAAUCUACAUCACUCAAUUUCACAUUUGAUCAGUUGAUACAUUAUACUAAUUAUUCAAUAUAUUAUUAUGCAUCCAAUGAUGAUCCUAGUGAGCAUUAAAUAAGAACUUAUGUAUAUCAAAUCAAUUUUAGAACUGAACCAAAAUAUGAAAUGUGGGCAAAUAUCAUAAUCAUCAUUUUGAGCAUGAAUAUUAUUCUUAUAUGAAAC